This is a messenger RNA of Rotaria sp. Silwood2, 1431 nucleotides long. The record is from the annotation of a GenBank genome assembly. NCBI's taxonomy places the organism in Eukaryota, Metazoa, Rotifera, Eurotatoria, Philodinida, Philodinidae.
AUGUCGUCUCGUUCGCCAGCAUUACUACAAUCAAAUUUACAAAAUCGAUCAGAUAUAUAUUCAACUACAACUAUAGUUCAAGAAUUAAUGUUUAAUCUAACACUAACAACUGUAUCAUCAGAUAUUAAUGAUAAUCCUCCAUUCGAUUAUGUCGAUAAUAAUAGUUCACUUGAUCGCUAUAGACUACUUUAUCGUAAUUAUCAUGGUUUUAUAUCGAGUGCUGUAUGUAUAUUCGGUUUAACAUGUAAUUUAUUUAAUAUUAUUGUUUUAACUCGUCCAUUGAUGCGUUCAUCAACAAAUACUAUAUUAACAUCAUUAGCUUUAUCAGAUUUACUUAAAAUGUUAUUUGUUUUACCAGCAGCUAUUCUUUUUUAUUGUCUACCAAAAAAAGAAUCUAAAAGUACUCCUGAUGAAAAAUCAUAUUUUCAAUUUAAAUUUUAUAUGAUACAAAUAUUAUGUACAUUAACAUUACAUUGUAUCAGUACAUGGUUAACUGUAUAUCUUGCUGCUUUUCGUUACGUAUUUCUCAGUUGUAAAACUUUAACUGCUUAUGUAUCAUCACCAGAUCGUGCCUUUAUUGGUGUUAUUAUUGUUGCUAUAUUAACAACAAUUCUUUGUAUUCCAUCUUAUAUGGAAUAUCACAUUGUUCAAGACUAUAAUGCUACUAAUUCAACAUCAAAUUAUUCCACACCAGCCACUUAUCAUUUUGAAGAAACACAAUUUAGUCAAUCAGUAUCAUUACGUGCCACUGUAUUUGUAUUACAUGGUGUUAUAUUUAAAUUAGUUCCAUGUAUAUUUAUACUUUUAUUUAGUUUCUUAUUAAUACAGCAAUUACGUAAUGCAUUAGAAAAAUCCCAACUAUUAGAAAGACAUUCACUAACAAAAACAAUUAAAUCCAAAAGUCAUAGACGUUUACGUAGUCGAAAACGUGAAAAAGAAAAUCGUCGUACAACAUUAAUGUUAGUUAUUGUUUGUGCUUUAUUUCUUAUUACAGAAUUACCACAAGGUGCAAUGCUAUUAUUAACAUUAUUAUCAAAAAAUAAUGCAAAUUAUUAUUUUCAAAUUUAUCAAUAUCUCGGUGAUACAUUUGAUAUAUUAGCUUUAAUAAAUAAUUCAGUUAAUUUUAUUCUUUAUUGUUUAAUGUCACAAGCAUUUCGUGACACAUUUAAGCAAACAUUUUGUUUCUGUCAAAAACUUGAACUUCAUCAAUCGGCAAUAGCAUUUUCAAAAUUUACAAUAAGAAAACGUGGUCAAAAGACUUUAAAUCAAUCUGUAACAUUUGAAAUUAUUUCAACAUAUAAAAGUUCUCAAAAUGGUCGAAUACAUUUAACACCAAUUGUAAAAUCUUUUUCUGAUAAUCAAAGUAGAAAACAGAAACGAUCUUCAAAUUCCAUAGAAUUUUUUAAUCAUACUAAAUCAGCUUCGUUGUAA